Molecule: messenger RNA, 390 nt
Organism: Pocillopora meandrina
Lineage: Eukaryota; Metazoa; Cnidaria; Anthozoa; Scleractinia; Pocilloporidae
Source: the annotation of a GenBank genome assembly
CAGACCUGCAGAAGACAGACCUGCAGUUCGAACUUUCAGAAGAUUGCAUACCAGCUGAUUUCCUCAAGGCCGACGUUCAGACCAGACGCAAACGCCACUUGGUUUUUGCAACAGAGGAGCAACUGCAUCAGUUGGCCCGGGCCAGCUGUUUACAAUCAACGCGUUUGUCCGAAGCGGCGAGCAGGCAAAGCAGAUCCCCCUCGUGUUCGUGCUUAUGUCUGGAAAAAGAAGAAGGAUUACCGUGCAGUCCUUAAGGAAAUACUGGAUCUGCUUCCGUCAUCAAUUUCAGUCCGCAAAGUAACGUUGGACUUCGAACGAGCCGUAUGGACCGUCUUUAGGGAGCUGCUGCCAGACGUUGCCUUUCAAGGUUGCCUGUUUCACUGGACUUAG